CGCUGUGGCAAAGUGCCAAGCUAACUCAGAGAGUUACUGCGAGGAGCAGAUCGGUCCAUCGAUGAGCUCCGUGGCCGUGGUGGGUGGCGGCAUGGCCGGCGUGGCCGCCGCACGGGUGCUGUGUCAACGAGGGUACCACGUCCGGCUCUACGAGCGCAGCGAAGAGCUGGGAGGGCGCUUGGGCAACGCACAGCUGGGUCUGGGUCAGGUGGGUCUGGGCGCAACCUACGUGAAAGCCAAAGAUCCUAUCUUUAAGGCAGAGGUGGCUCAACUGCAGGAAAAGGGUUUGGUCUCAGAAUGGAACGUGGGGACGCCUUACUUCAUCGAAUCGCCCGGCACCUUUGUCGCGAAGCCCGAGCUGAAAGGUGGCGACGCAUGGUACGUGGGGCGACCCGACAUGGGCAGCUUUGUGCUGCUGGAGGACACCAAGGGCUUGACCCGCCUCUGUGGCAAGGAGGUGUCCUCCGUUUGCUGGAAAGAGGCUUCCUGGUUGAUCAACGGUGAAGAUGAGGUCAGCUCAUUGAUCUUGGCGCUUCCCGUGGCGCAAAUCCGAGCCUUGCUGGCGCCUGGCAGUUUGGAAGAACUUCUGCCCAAAGAAACGCUGGACAAGGACUUUGAAAAGGGCCGUGUGGCGGCCGCCUUUGCGUUCCCAGAGAGUCUGAUGCUGCCGUUCUGCCUGGCAUUUGUUAAAGAUUCUCCCAUCUCCUUAGUGCUCAACGACACCUCACGAACUUCUGGACCAGACGGCGAGGGUCCGGAAGUUUGGGUGGUGCAAACCACCACGGAAUGGGCUGCGGACUGCAAGAAGGCAGAGACCUCCGAAAACGAGAUGUGUCGCUCGUUGUUGGCAGAGUUCCUGCGCAUCGUGGGAAAAGCUGCAGCCAACGUGGACCAUCUGAAGGCGAUUCAUUGGCUCUACGGGGACGGUGACUAUCAGCUGCCCCAGGGCUGCGUGGUGGAUCCGCGGCGGCGUCUGUGUCUCUGUGGGGACUGGUGUUACAACGGCCGCGUGGAAGGGGCGUUUUUGAGCGGCGUGAAAGCCGCCACGUGCCUUGCGGAGCUGAAGGCGGAGUGA
Cladocopium goreaui is the source of this 1075-nucleotide messenger RNA. The record is from the annotation of a GenBank genome assembly. Lineage: Eukaryota; Dinophyceae; Suessiales; Symbiodiniaceae.